Paramecium sonneborni is the source of this 778-nucleotide messenger RNA. The record is from the annotation of a GenBank genome assembly. Lineage: Eukaryota; Ciliophora; Oligohymenophorea; Peniculida; Parameciidae.
AUGUUAAAAAUCAUUAAGUUGAGUUAGAUAGCAUUCAAUAGAAGAUCAACUUUAUUUUUAGGAGGGAUGACUUGCGUAAGUCUUUAUUAUGCAGGUUAUCAAAGGUUUAAGAAAGCAUAGUUUUCUUCUCUCUAUGAAAAUCUAGAAUUAAAAUAAGUAUUAGAAUUUAUUAAUUUAAGGAUUAUUAAUAAGAAUAUUUAAAGGGUCAUUCUAAUAUUGUAAGAGGAUUUUGGAAUAAGGUGAUUUAUUAUGGAAAAUUGUAAUUUAGAUUUCUAUAAUUGAUCUUAACUUUUACUCCUCUUAUAUUAUUUUUUCCUUUGGCCCUACUUUUCAAAUCAUGGUUGUAUAAGUAUUGGCUGAGAUUAUUAAUUAAGACAUUAGAGAUAGUAAGUUCUUAUUAUAUAAGGCUGGUCCAUUAUGGAUGAAAUUGGGAUAAUGGGCAAGUCAUAGAGGAGAUGUAUUUGGCUAUGAAGUUACUUAAGAGUUAAGUAAAUUAAGAGAUUCAGCUACACCUCAUAUCUACUAAUAUACAAAAAAAUCUUUUGAAGAAGAAUUCAAAUAAAAGAUUGAAGNAAUAUAAUAUAAUAUAAUAUAAUAAAAUAUAAAUUAAAAAAAAUAUGCAUAUUUAGAUUAAUUUAUUGUUGAAGAAAAAGAAUUAAAUAAAAUUGUAUAAAAAGAAAAGAUUUUCCCUAGUCUAAAAAUAAAAGAAAUCAAAAUUCUCUUUUUGUUUUAAUUAAAAUUUUUAAACUUCUUAAAGAACUUUAUAAUUAAUAUUUGA